AUGGAUAUGAUGAUCAUUUUUAGGGAUAAUAAAAAGAGACCUUUAUUUUAUUCUUCCUUUGUGCAUAUGAUAUUGGAAAUCAAUGGAGUUGUGUCCAAGGAAGAAGACUUGGUAGGUGCUUCGUUGAUUAUGGACGAGUAUGUGGUCUCCAAAAUGAGAUAUUAUAGGGAUACUACUGGUAUGUAUUAUUAUUUGGAGAAAUAUGGCAGGAAAAGUUAUGAUGACCAAAUUGUUGAGCCUAAAAAGGAUUCUAAUGAUGAGGCAGGUGAUCCUUCAAACAUUGGUACUACUUCUUAUGCAUAUGUUAAUGUGAAGACGCUUCUUGAUGUCAUGCCCCAGAAGUUGUUGGUUGACAUUUCAAUUAGGGAGGAUAGGAUCAUGGCAUGCAUUGAUGCAAUGGCUCAUGGUAGUGAGGACAAUAAGUCCAGGAUGAGGGAAAAUUUGAGGGCUGAGGUAAAAUAUGAGAUUCUAGUUGUUGAGGGUCGUAUGAUAACUCAAAUUGAAGCAUUGAAGACCUCUGUUGAUUACCUUGGUGGUAAUAAUUUCAUUUUCCAUCAUUCAUUUGUUGAUGCUACAACAAAUGUUAGUACUCUGGUUCCGAGUGGCACCGAUGUUGCACCACAUCCUCUUUCAUUUUAA
Messenger RNA from Vicia faba (fava bean), 639 nucleotides. The record is from the annotation of a GenBank genome assembly. NCBI's taxonomy places the organism in Eukaryota, Viridiplantae, Streptophyta, Magnoliopsida, Fabales, Fabaceae.